Messenger RNA from Fusarium venenatum, 237 nucleotides. NCBI's taxonomy places the organism in Eukaryota, Fungi, Ascomycota, Sordariomycetes, Hypocreales, Nectriaceae. The record is from RefSeq and is a predicted model, not a curated record.
AUGGCUCAUCGCCAACCAGUCGCCGGCGCUCGAAAGGCGGCCGUCUUGGACUGUGAACCUGGUUUCCCUUGGUCAGUCGAAUCGCGAGCCUGCUUUAUCACGACGAGUGGGCCAACUGGAACUUCUUCAGAGCAAUGGCAUGUUCCUCCGCCCGAUUACUUCAACGAGAUCUGCCCAACACGCUUUCCAUGGAUGACAAUCUCCUGCCUCACUGAGAAUCAUCUCGCUCGAGCGUAG